AUGGAUCUCUUCGUGGAUGAGGAUUUCAGUAUGACCGGUAACAUCAGCCAUAACAAAGGACAAGAAAGACUUCAAGGCAGCCAAGGCCAAGGACUAAACCAAAGUGACCCUCUGGAUGUGUUUAUAGGCAUGGAGCUUCUUCAACAUUUCAAACCUCUUUUCCUGCCUCUCUACUGCCUGGUAGUGGUUGUGGCUGGUGUUGGGAACUCCUUUCUGCUGGCUUGUAUUUUGUGUGACAAGAAACUUCACAAUGCCACCAACUUUUUCAUUGGGAACCUAGCAGCUGGUGACCUGCUGAUGUGUUUGAGUUGUGUUCCACUGACUGUAUCUUAUGCCUUCGACAGCCAUGGCUGGGCUUUUGGGAGACCCCUCUGCCACUUGGUUCCCUUGUUGCAGUGUGCCACAGUGUUUGCAUCAGUGCUUUCACUCACUGCCAUUGCUGUGGAUCGUUACAUCGUUGUAGCUCACCCAGUGCGAAGGAGGAUCUCUGUUUGGGGUUGUGGUGCAGUGACUAUAGGUGUCUGGCUUUUAUCUCUGGCCUUGGCUGCACCUCCGUCUCUUUACACACGCUAUCUGGACCUGCGACCCAGUGGCAUCGACAUGGUAGUGUGCGAGGAAUUCUGGCCAAAAAGUGGCAAUCUGCGGCUGCUCUACUCCUGCUUCAUUCUCAUAGCCUCCUAUAUGAUCCCACUACUGUCAGUCAGCGUAUCAUACUGCGCCAUCACUGUCAGCCUAAAACGCUAUUCAGUGCCUGGGGAGCCAUCUAACAGCCAGCAGCGCUGGAAUCAAAAGAGAAAGAAGACCUUCUCUUUGCUGGUGGCCUCUGUGCUGGCUUUCGCCCUGUGCUGGCUGCCCCUGCAGGUGCUGAACCUGCUGCUUGACCUGGACCUAGAGUUCCACAUCAUAGGAAAGCGCUACAUUAAUGUCUUACAAGUCUGCUGUCACUUAGUGGCAAUGAGCUCUGCGUGUUACAACCCCUUCAUCUACGCCUCACUGCACAGCAAGGUCCGUAUGCACCUGAAAGGCUACCUCUGCCCUUGCCGCAAUUGUCCGAGAGGGAUGGUUCAAAGGGCAACAUCCAGGGGCUGA
Molecule: messenger RNA, 1089 nt
Organism: Plectropomus leopardus (leopard coralgrouper)
Lineage: Eukaryota; Metazoa; Chordata; Actinopteri; Perciformes; Serranidae
Product: prolactin-releasing peptide receptor
Biological process (GO): G protein-coupled receptor signaling pathway
Cellular component (GO): neuron projection; plasma membrane
Molecular function (GO): neuropeptide Y receptor activity; neuropeptide binding
Source: RefSeq, a predicted model, not a curated record